GACACGCUGAUUUCAUUGUCUGAGGAGGCUGUAAGACCCAGGAAAAAUCUUGCUGAAUCUGCCUGCCCAGGCACUGGCCUGAUUGGGGAUCCUCCGAUCCUUCCAGUGACCGCACCACGCUGCGAGAUGAAUCUGCGUUCUGUAUUUACUGUAGAACAACAAAGGAUUUUACAGCGUUAUUACGAAAAUGGAAUGACAAAUCAAAGUAAAAAUUGCUUUCAGCUCAUAUUACAGUGUGCACAGGAGACUAAGCUGGACUUCAGUGUAGUCAGGACGUGGGUUGGCAAUAAGAGAAGAAAAAUGAGUAGUAAGAAUUCUGAAUCAGGAGCAACAACAGGAACUCUUCCCAGUACCUCUUUGACAGCUCCGGACAUUACAGUCAGAAAUGUAGUUAAUAUCACUCGACCGUCAAGCCAACAGUCUUCUUGGACAUCUGCCAAUAAUGAUGACAUUGUAACUGAUGCAUACAGUCCAGCAAGUUCAUCAAGUAGGCAAGGGACAACCAAACAUUCAGAUACACAAAUUACAGAAGCACAUAAAAUUCCUAUUCAGAAAACUGCCAGUAAAAAUGAUACUGAGUUUCAGUUGCACAUUCCUGUUCAAAGACAAGUAGCACACUGUAAAAAUGCUUCUCUGCUCUUAGGUGAAAAAACAAUUAUCUUGUCAAGACAGACAAGUGUGCUAAAUGCUGGAAAUUCAGUAUACAGUCACACAAAGAAAAACUAUGGAAGCGCUUCAAUGCAGGCCUCUGAGAUGAUGGUACCUCAAAAGCCAUCUAUGUGCCACCGACCUUGCAAAAUUGAACCAGUUGGAAUUCAGAGGUCAUAUAAGCCUGAACACAUGAGUUUAGCAUCACAAAACUUAUGUGGGCAAAAGCCACCUAUUAGAGACCCUUACUGUAGAACGCAAAACUUGGAAAUCCGUGAAGUAUUUUCAUUGGCUGUUAGUGAUUACCCCCAGAGAAUUCUGGGAGGAAAUGCCCCACAGAAGCCUAGUUCAGCAGAAGGAACUUGUCUGUCCAUUGCAAUGGAGACUGGAGAUGCUGAUGAUGAGUAUGCCAAAGAAGAAGAGUUGGCAUUGAUGGGAGCACAGAUACCAAGCUACUCAAGAUUUUAUGAAAGUGGCAGAUCCCUUGGAGCAGAGAACCAAAGUACAGUACUUCCUGGACCAGGAAGAAAUAUGCCAAAUUCACAAAUGGUGAAUAUUAGAGACUUGGCAGACAAUGUACUCUAUCAAAGCAGAGACUACCAUUUGACACCACGGACCUCAUUGCAUUCAGUAGCUACUACAAUGUACAGUAAUACAAAUCCAUCACGGAGUAAUUUUUCUUCACAUUUCGCAUCAUCAAACCAAUUGAAGUUAUCACAAAACCAAAACAAUUACCAGAUUUCAGGAAACCUUACUGUGCCUUGGAUUACAGGGUGUUCUAGAAAAAGAGCACUACAAGACCGCACUCAGUUCAGUGACCGAGACUUAGCCACCCUUAAGAAGUACUGGGACAAUGGCAUGACCAGCCUUGGUUCUGUGUGUAGAGAGAAAAUUGAAGCCGUUGCAACUGAAUUAAAUGUUGACUGUGAAAUAGUUCGGACUUGGAUUGGGAAUAGAAGAAGGAAAUAUCGUUUAAUGGGGAUUGAAGUUCCACCUCCAAGAGGAGGCCCUGCUGAUUUUUCUGAGCAGCCUGAGUCUGGUUCUUUGUCUGCACUCACAUCAGGAGAGGAAGCUGGUCCAGAAGUAGGGGAGGAUAAUGACAGAAAUGAUGAAGUAUCCAUCUGUUUGUCUGAAGGAAGCUCUCAAGAAGAGUCCAAUGAAGUUCCAAAUGGGGCAAGGGUUCAUAAGGAGGAGGACCACCACGCAGUAUCCGCAGAUAAUGUGAAAAUAGAAAUUAUUGAUGAUGAAGAAAGUGACAUGAUAAGUAAUUGUGAAGUUGAACAAGUGAAUUCUCUCUUGGAUUAUAAGAAUGAAGAAGUCAGAUUCAUUGAAAAUGAGCUAGAGAUUCAAAAGCAAAAAUACUUUAAACUUCAGACAUUUGUUAGAAGCUUGAUACUAGCUAUGAAAGCUGAUGAUAAGGAACAACAGAAGGCACUGCUGUCAGAUUUACCUCCUGAAUUAGAAGAGAUGGAUUUCAACCAUGCCUCGCCGGAGCCUGAUGAUACCUCAUUCAGUGUGUCUUCUUUAUCAGAGAAAAAUGCCUCAGACAGUUUGUAAUUUGAGGGGGCAUAUAUGACACAGCAUUUUGGCUAAGGGCCAAGCUAACGUUAGUCACAAGAAAACGAGAACUGCAGUGAUGCUGGAGAAUGGAAAAAUUAGCAUAUGCAAGGACAACCUCAAAAGAAAAUUGAUCUUUUCAUGAAAAAUGGGAAUGUUUUGUUGUAAGAUCAAGUAUCAACAUUGAGACUUCUAUGCUACCAUUGUAAUAAUAAUAAAAACAUUUAUCAUUGUUGGAGAAAAAAAUGCUGCAAACCACUCACAUCCUGUGCUCUGUAUACUACCAAAACUUCAAAAAUGUUGAAGAGGCCAUUUUUCCAAAGGCAGCAGCAUGUAUUUUAAGGCACUUUCAUAGUCCACCAUCUUUAAGUUUGUAGGAGAAAACAUAAGUAGUGAAUUUAAAAGAAUUUUAGGCUCUAAGUUAGACUUUGUUGCCUUCUGUUUUGGGGGAAGAGGGGAAAUUCCACUCAUUUCUUAGGAAUAGUUUCCUCAUCUUAGCCUGAUAACUUAUGGUCAUUUUUAAGAGAAAUUCUGAAAAUGUUCCCUUCACAUUGUAGUGAUGGUGUACCAGGAAUAUUAUCUAUUUAAAAAAUAUAUACUAGAUUUUCAUUCAGGUCCUAAAAAUGCCAAAUUCUGACUUAUUAGCCUUUUAAGGGAGCUAUCAGUACUAUAAUAUUUAAAAGAUGAGUACAUGGGUUUAUCUUUGAAAUUGGCAUUAUCCUUGGCAGACAACACUAUCAUACUCAUAAUAUCAAGCUAUGCUCUGCGAUAAUAUGAGGGAGAAGCCUACUAAUUUGUGAGACUGCAGUCAGCAUGCCAUUGCCAAAACCAAACCAUUAUUUAAGAGCAGAUUUGCUAAGAGGAAAAAGAUAAUAAAAUAUUUUCUUGAAAAUAAAUAUGAUUUUUCCAUUAAAGUUUAUACUUAGUAUAUAUUGCUCUGCAUUGGAAUUUUAUUUUGUAUUAACUUGUUAAGUAGUUCCUUUAAGCGAUCUUGCAUCCCAUUUUACUGAUACUACCUCUGAAAUAUACUACCACCUUGAAACCACAUCACUGUAAUGUGAUCUUUUGUAGGGUUUUUAUUUAAAGUUUUAUAGAGGCAAUAAAUGAUUUCUAACUAAUA
Herpailurus yagouaroundi (jaguarundi) is the source of this 3325-nucleotide messenger RNA. RefSeq names its product highly divergent homeobox (gene HDX). Bases 127 to 2205 code for a protein of 692 amino acids. Gene Ontology annotation, biological process: regulation of transcription by RNA polymerase II. The record is from RefSeq and is a predicted model, not a curated record. The transcript is spliced from 11 exons. Gene Ontology annotation, molecular function: DNA-binding transcription factor activity, RNA polymerase II-specific; RNA polymerase II cis-regulatory region sequence-specific DNA binding. NCBI's taxonomy places the organism in Eukaryota, Metazoa, Chordata, Mammalia, Carnivora, Felidae.